UUGAUUCGACUAUCUAAGCCACGUGAUCAAUGUUGCCUAGGAUUAGAAAUAGUUGACAACAUGGCUACCCGCAGUGUUCUGCUGAGCCGUUUUUAAAACUCCAAAGAUUGAUCUAAAUGGGAUUCAUCAUGACAAUACAUGAAGUAUUUACAUCUUGGUGAACACAGUGGAAGACCUGUGUUUUCGUAACAGAAUCUCAAUGGCGCACAAUCACCUUAAUGGCCUCAGUGCGAGCCUUGAAGAUCUGUCUCUCAAAAAGCAGUUGCCUUUGCGACAACAAAAAGAUAAACCUGUACUCAAGUACAAUGCUUCAAUGAAUGCUCCAGUUCAUCUGUUCAAUCAAUCAGAUGUGAAUAAUUAUCGUCAUGGAAUCAACAGGGGUCCCUUUCCAGGAAAUGUCACUCAUGGACGAACAUUGUCAUCACCCUUUAAAUCAAAAGGUGGUGCUAGCAAUGCAAUGGCGGGAACAACCAGUGGAGGUUACGCUGGAUAUAAGAACACAAGUCCCCAAUAUUCACCUGCUGGCAGUCCAAAUAAGACAUCUUCAAAUCCUUACUCUAAACCAAUAAGUGCCAAUGACAUUAAACAGCCUGAGAGUUUAAUACGAAGGAAUUCCAAUAGUAAUCCUACCUUAGGAACUUCCACAGGCCCAUCUACUGUUAAAGGAACUAGUAGUACUAACAACAACACAAACUUUCUGGCUAAUUCAUUCAUGCGACCACAAAGUGCAGUAAAACCACCUCCUCAUCCGUCUAGUUCUUCCCCUUCCAAACUUAAGUCUGAUACAAACACUGCUGUAGUUCCAAGGCCACCAUCAGCUCCCCGACCAACUUCGAGUAAAUCAAGAACAGCAAGUCCUUGUCGCGUAGCUAGGAACUUAAAUUACACCCCAAAUAAGCCUUACAGUGAGGUUUCAGGGGGUGAUUCAAGUGGAGGCACGAACACACCCGUGUCUUCAAGCCCUAAGCAGUCAAAAUCAAGACCCCCUUCAGCUACAUCUAUGACUGAUGGUGCUAAAAAAAUGCCAGUGACAAAUACUAUUACUGGCACCUCGUUUUAUAAAAAGGAUUCAAAAUCUUGUGAAAAAGUUGAUGUCAGACCAAAAGCUGAUGGUGCCAAUAAAAAGAUCAGUUUGCGAGAGCGACUGCCAUCUUCAUGUAGUGAUGAUGGAGAAUGGGAAGACGAGAAUGAAGAGACGGAAUAUGGAGGGUCUAUACGACGACCUACUUCUGAGAGAGAGCCUGCUGAUGGAGAAGACUCAGCUGACAGUGAUGGCUAUGAUGAUGAUGGAGAUAGUGACACUUGCAAAGAUGGUGAAGAUGAUGAUGUCGAUGAAAUGAUUGAUGGCAUAGAUGAUGAUUAUGAUAAUGACUCAGAUGACAAUUCUGAUGGCUAUUCAAUCACAACUAGCCUAUCAAGGAAGUCAUCGGCAGCCAGUGUCACUGUACGUGUGAAAUCUGCAAAGCAGCGUCUGACUCUCAAAGAUGUGGUGAAAGACAACUGGUCUGCAACUGAUGAGGUUCAACCUGCACUCAUGGCUAGUCUCUUUCCUAAUGUACCUCCUACCAUCAACUUUGUUCCAGAGGGACAAAAAGUUGAGCAACUUCCCUGGGAACUUCGUAAACUGCUGAAGUGGCGAAUGAGCACAAUAACACCAAAUGUUGUGAAACACGUCCUGGCAAGGUCACACUUUAGGGUCUCUAAAAAAAACCAUGACUGGAUAGGCUACUGGGGGAAACAUAUGAAAGCGCCUGGCUUCAAAGCUAUCCGCGAGUAUCAAAAGGUGAAUCAUGUCCCUGGCUCUUUCCAAAUUGGGCGAAAGGAUAGACUUUGGCGAAAUCUUUCAAAAAUGCAGGUGCAGUUUGGGAAAAAAGAAUUUGGAUUUUUUCCACAAACAUUUAUUCUACCUCAAGAUCUGAAGCAGUUAAAGAGAACUUGGGAAGAUGGAGGAAAUAAACAGAAGUGGAUAAUCAAACCUCCUGCCUCUGCUAGAGGGAUAGGGAUCAAAGUCAUCCAUAAAUGGAAUCAAAUUCCAAGACGACGUCCCGUGAUUGUCCAGAAAUAUCUGUCACGUCCAUAUCUCAUCAACGACAGCAAAUUUGACCUCAGGAUAUAUGUGUAUGUAUCCAGCAUGGAUCCACUUAGAGUGUACAUAUAUGAGGAUGGCCUCACAAGAUUCGCAUCACAUAAGUAUUCCAAUGCAAUGAAGAACCUAAGCAACAAAUACAUGCAUCUGACCAACUACAGCAUCAACAAGAAGAACAAUGAAUAUCAGUCAAAUAGCGAUGAAGGUGCUUGUCAAGGACAUAAAUGGAGUCUUCGUUCACUGUGGACAUAUAUGAGAAAGCAGGGCAUCAACACUAACGCUGUCUGGGAAAGCAUUAAGGACCUUAUACUCAAGACUAUUAUCAGCACUGAAAGUGCCAUCAACACAUUGAUUAAGUCAAAUGUGAAGAAACGUUACAGUAUACAUGAGUUAUUUGGCUUUGAUGUGAUGUUAGAUGAAAAUCUCAAGCCAUGGAUCAUAGAAGUCAAUAUAUCACCAAGUCUUCAUUCAAACUCACAACUUGAUAUGAGUAUUAAAGGGAACAUGAUAAAAGAUCUCUUCAACAUCUCUGGCUGGAUUCUACCUGACAAAAGUGAGGUUUCUGCUAAUCAGUCUUUCACAGAUAUGAAUCACUACAUUCCCUCUAAUGAACUCUGCAUUGACAAAAGGCUUUGGUCACAGCAACUUUCACCAGAUGAAAGGGCAAAACAUGCCUACUUUUGCCAGAAAUGGCAAGAUGAGAAUGCCUUACCAGAAAUCCUUCGAACACUAACACCCGAUGAUAUCAGGAUUCUUGUAGAGACAAUAGAUGAAGAGAGUCGGAGAGGAAAUUUCCAUCGUGUUUUCCCAUCUGCGUCUUCACAAAAAUACAUGCGGUUUUUCGACUCUCCUCGCUACUAUAACAUUCUGAAUAUGCAAUGGUUGGAGAAAUAUCAGCGCAUGGAGGGGCGAGGUAUAGCUCUGCUAGAGUCCUACUGUCAGAAGGGAAUCCAUAUAGAAAACCCAACAUCCAACUCUAAUCACCAGUGGUGCCCUCCAAUGGCAGCCGCUGUGAUUCGUGACACCCGCUCUCUAAGUGCGCCCUCAAAUAGACUUCACUUAGAUAAUAGGGGCAGUCAUGCAUCUGCUGCCGUCUUGCCAAAACUGAAGAAGAAAAAGAAGAAAAUGCUACACAGUGGAAGUCUUGGCUCAAUCAGUACACGUAGUGAUGCUUCUGAGCCUAGUUGACGUGCUGCCCGCCUCCCCCCUAUGGCUGAUAGCGAUCACCUACAUGAUCGUCUGGAAUUGAAGUCAAAGCGAUUCUCUCACAGUGUGACUCAUGCAUCUGUUGUUCACAUGCCUGCUUUUAAGAGGGCUUUAGCUCCUUUGAAACUGCCAAAGAAGAAAAAAUCUGCCAAAAGAUUAAGACGUGAUAAAAGUCGAGGUAGCGACUCUUCAUCUAUUACGAGUGGAAGUGAUAAAUUGAACAUGAGUAAUGCAUCGGAUAAGUCAUUCCGUAGAAUCAUGGGUAGAUUAAGCAGAUAUAGUUUGUGAUAGUAGUAAUCAUUUCACGACUUACAUGUAAAACUGCACUGGUGUAAAUUUGGAAUUUAAAGUAUAUGUACACUGUGCAGUACUUUGUUCUUCCACUAGGUGGUGCUGCUGAAUUAUUUCUCGAUGGAAGUUUCAUGGAAACUAUGAAAAAAUGAUGAUGUGUUUAUAAUUCCCAUGAAAUUCAGAAAGGUGAAACCCCAUCGUAAAUCUUUUAUAAAAUACUGCAUGUAGUUUGUCACAUUAUGUCUAUAACGUACUGUAUAAUAUUCUUUUGGAUCCAACUUAAUUAUGUAUAAUCAUGCGGAUUAUUUUACCAUUAAUUUAUACUUUAAUUUUUAUGCAUGAUUUUGUAUUCACUUUUUGAAGUUGAAACCAGUCUUUCAUAAAUAUUGAGUCAUAUACCAUCUGUAAACUGCUGAUUUUCUGAGGACAAUGAUAAUGAUUUCUUGAUGACCUUUUAUGUAACAUUGAAAUAAGAUGUUUCUAGGAAUCUUUGAGUGUGAAUACUUUCUGAAGAUUAAAUUUUUUAUUGAUUUACUUAUUGCAUUCAUUGCUGAAACAUAAAACAUUCCAACAACACAGCAUUAUUUUUAAAAUUUUUGAAUUCAAUCAAUUG
This is a messenger RNA of Owenia fusiformis, 4196 nucleotides long. Lineage: Eukaryota; Metazoa; Annelida; Polychaeta; Sabellida; Oweniidae. The record is from the annotation of a GenBank genome assembly.